CUUUGCCAAUUCCAUCCCUUCAGCGAGCGACCCAUAACCACCCGCUCAUACUGAAAGUUCGAAAUCACACAAUGAUAACCCGGGAAGCAGCCCUCUCCCUACCCUGGGUCCCCACCGCCGCCGAAACCGCGCUCACGACCCCCUCCGAAUUCACCUUCGGCGUCGAAAUCGAAGUCUUCUCGCCCUACCCCCGCGACGAACUUGCCGACCUCCUCACCAAGAAACAAUCCAUCGACGCCCGCGUCGUCUGGUUCACCCACGACGUCACGCCCUACUGGAAACUGCUGCGUGACGGAACCCUCGUUGACGAGUGUCCUAAAAACCAUUAUGGGAUUGAGCUGGUCUCCCCCGUGUUGAGUGGCGAGAAGGGGAUUGAGGAGACCAAGAAGGUCAUUAAGGAGUUAAAGGUUGCGCCGGUUAUUACGGAUGAUCGGACUGGGUUGCAUGUGCAUGUGGGGAGGCCACGGGAGGGGUGGACGUUGCCUGAACUCAAGAAGUUGGCAAAGGCGUUCAUCCUACAGGAGGAGACGUUUGACGGGCUGGUGUCAGAGAGCAGACGAGGUGAUACGAACCCGCAACUACGCUCCAACGCCGCGUUAUGGGGCGACCGGGACCUCGUCGAGAUUGACGCCGCGACCGACAUCCACACCCUCAUCAAUCUGGUCAAUUCUAAUGGACACGGGGACUCUUGCCGGUACUUCAAGUUGAAUUUCGAGGCGGUGAAGAUGUACGGGACGGUUGAGUUUAGGCAGCAGACGGCGACGGUGGAUAGCGCCGCUACGAUUGCGUGGAUCGACGCUGUGCUGCAUUUUUGCAGGUGGACUUUGCAGAAUGACUUUGUAGAUAGGUAGAUAGAGAUGGAGGGAUCAGACUUCUUUUUUUUUUUGAGAAUGGCGUCCAUUUUGUGUUGAGAGCUUUCUCACGGACUGUAACUUGUUUAUAUAUGUUGGCCGUCUUCUGUAUCUAUGUGCCAUUAUCAAAUAGCUCGCCUCUAGCG
Messenger RNA from Fimicolochytrium jonesii, 997 nucleotides. RefSeq names its product putative amidoligase. Lineage: Eukaryota; Fungi; Chytridiomycota; Chytridiomycetes; Spizellomycetales; Powellomycetaceae. The transcript has a single exon. The coding region runs from base 72 to 851 and encodes 259 amino acids. The record is from RefSeq and is a predicted model, not a curated record.